GUCCUGUCAGUUCCUAUCUUAUUCCAUGAAAAAGCUCCAGCGGGUUCCCCUACGCAACGUAGUCUCGUGGUUCAAGAGGGACCGCCAGCACCAGCAGGAGAUUCCGCGAGCAAUGAAAUAUCGACCGCGAGGAACAGCGGGGCGUCCGUGCCGCCACCGGACGGCGGCGCCGCAUGGCUCGUCGUCGUAUUCGGCUUUUUCGCACACGCAGUGAUCGACGGGAUCAUCGUGAGCUACGGGAUACUGAUGGUUGAACUGAUGAAGGAGUUUGAUGGUUACGGACGCGCAGUCGUGGCUGGGAUCGGUUCCCUGAUGGUCGGGAUUUCUCUGUCGAUCGGUCCCGUUUCUGCUGCUGCGGUGAAUCGUUUCGGGCUUCGAAGCUGCGCUCUGUUCGGGUGUUUGACAGGGGCCUUGGGCAUAUUGCUGAGUUCGUAUGCUCAGCACGUUGCGCUCCUGUUUAUUUUCUACGGAAUCAUGUCUGGUGCCAGUGUGGGCAUGGUCAUUAUGACAGCCGUCGUCGCUCCGAGUUUCUACUUUGAAAAGCGUCGCGCUUUGGCCACGGGCCUGGCCACGUGUGGUUCCGGGAUCGGCAUGCUCGUCUUCCCACCGUUGCAACAAAUGCUCUUCCAAAGCAUUGGCUGGCGGUACGCACUCAUGAUCGACGCGGCACUUGUGGCCACUGUGUCGCCGUUGUGCGUCUCUAUGCGUCCAUUGAACCUUGUGAAGCCAUUGCCGAUCACCGAGUCCAUCAUGAGCGUUUUUCCCGUGGAUGGACGAGAUGGUGUUACGACUGACGUGAAAAGUGACUCGGCGCAUCAGAAAGCCGGUGAUCGAGCCAAAGAAAUGACCAGCUCGAAUAUUUUCGAGCAUUGUUUGACGGGAGAUGACGAAAUCUGCAAGGCAUUAGGAGCGAAAGAGUCGCUCAAAACUCUUUAUCGUCGCACAUCGACGCCUCACUUAUUGGAAAACAAGCUGAAUGUUAGCGGCGGAACAAGUACACUUGCUGCUGCUGAUUCUCAACGGGUCUCCGAAAUAUCAAAAGCAAUGGAUUCAGAAAGAAAAGAUUUUAUCGCCUUUCCGACGGAUUUUACCUCCUGCAAGUUGAGAUCACCCACCGGAGCCGAAAUUACUUGCCAGAAAGUUGAUGAAUUGGCUGCUUCAGUUUCUGUUCAUGAAACAGAAAGGUUUGAGGAGAGCAUAGCUUCGGAUAUAAAAGCUCCAAACCUGAAGAAAGGCGACGAUUCGGAACCAUCAAUCGCCAAUCCACGACUGGGAGAAUACAUCUUGGAAAGUGGCACCAAGCCCUUGACUCAAGGAACCAUCCUGAAAGAGCUGAUGUCGAGAUAUCGGGCUCAGACAGUUCCUGGUAUGACCAAUACGGGAUUAUCGACACCAGCUGCGAGCAAGGGAGAAACUUCUCAGUUGUCUCCCAAUGCUUUUGAAGUUGGGCGACGAAAUCGGUCCAUGAUUUCUAAUGUGACGAACUUCAGCACCAAGAUCUCCAAGCCCUUGUUCCGGAAAGAUAUUUUUUAUACUGGCAGCAUUCAACAUUUGGCCGAAUUCCAGGAAAAGGGUUCAAUGACUGCUUACCGGGAUUCGGUGAUAGAAGUUCCGGACGCAGCGUUGAAGGAGUUGAUCCAAGCUGAAGUGGUGCUGGACGUGGAACAAACGGGAAAACCGAUGCGAUUUGUUGCG
Molecule: messenger RNA, 1695 nt
Organism: Notodromas monacha
Lineage: Eukaryota; Metazoa; Arthropoda; Ostracoda; Podocopida; Cyprididae
Source: the annotation of a GenBank genome assembly